Cylindrotheca closterium is the source of this 2283-nucleotide messenger RNA. Lineage: Eukaryota; Bacillariophyta; Bacillariophyceae; Bacillariales; Bacillariaceae. The record is from the annotation of a GenBank genome assembly.
AUGGUUUCUAAAGGAUUCGUAAGAGCCGUAGCUCUUCUAUCGGCACUCGCCCCCGCGACUGCCUUUGCGCCUGCUUCUUUGAGCACCAGCAAUGGUGCUUUGGCCAUGUCUACCCAAGCCCAAGACGUCGAUAAGAAGGCUGCUUCUUCGGCUCCUCAACGUGAGAUCGAUUUGGAGUUCUACCGUAACAUCGGUAUCAUGGCUCACAUCGAUGCUGGAAAGACCACCACCACCGAACGUAUUCUUUUCUACACUGGAAAGUCAUACAAGAUCGGCGAGGUCCAUGAAGGUGGAGCCACAAUGGACUGGAUGGAACAGGAACAAGAGCGCGGAAUUACUAUCACCUCCGCCGCCACCACUUGUGCAUGGAAGGACCACAGAAUCAACAUCAUCGAUACCCCAGGUCACGUCGAUUUCACCCUUGAGGUCGAACGUUCCCUUCGUGUGUUGGAUGGUGCCGUCGCCGUUUUCGAUGGUGUCGCUGGAGUCGAGCCACAGACCGAAACAGUCUGGAGACAAGCCGACAAGUACAAGGUCCCAAGAAUGUGUUUCUUGAAUAAAAUGGACCGAACUGGCGCCAACUUCUAUUUCUGCGUUGACACUAUCAUUGAGCUGUUGGGAGCCACCCCAGCUAUUCUUCAACUCCCAAUCGGAGAGGAGGGCGACUUCCUUGGAGUAAUUGAUCUCGUUACCAUGGAGGCCAUCGUCUGGCGAGGAGAGGAUCUUGGUGCUAGUUUCGAUGUUAUCCCUCUUGCCGAGUGUAACGAUAUCCCUCUUGUCGACGAUGCAUUGAAGGCCAAAGCCGAGGAAUACCACGAAAAGCUCGUUGAACUUGCCGUCGAACAAGACGAGGAUGUUCUCAUGGAGUACUUGGAAGGAAACAUGCCAGAUGUUCCUACUUUGAAAAGGUUGAUCCGUGCCGGAACCCUCAACCUUGCCAUGGUUCCUGUUUUGACCGGAACUGCUUUCAAGAACAAGGGUGUCCAACCUCUUUUGGACGCCGUUAUCGACUACAUGCCUUCCCCUCUUGAUGUGCUUGCCAUUGCCGGUAUCACUGAGGAUGGUGAGGUAACCGAGCGCAAGUCUUCUGAUGUCGAGCCCAUGUCUGCUCUUGCCUUCAAGGUUGCCAACGAUCCUUUCGUCGGUACCUUGACUUUCACUCGUGUCUACUCUGGUGUUAUGGAGGCUGGAACCAGUGUCUACAACUCAGUCAAGGGAAAGAACGAGAGAAUCGGUCGUAUGCUUCAAAUGCACGCCAACGACCGUACCGAGAUUAAGUCUGCAGUCGCCGGAGAUAUCGUUGCCCUUGUCGGACUUAAGGACACCACCACUGGUGAGACUUUGUGUGACAAGAAUAACGCCGUUAUCCUUGAGAAAAUGGAGUUCCCAGAACCCGUCAUCAAGGUUGCCGUAGAGCCGAAGACCAAGGGAGAUCAACAAAAGAUGUCUGAGGCCCUUAUCCGCCUUGCCGCAGAGGAUCCUUCUUUCCGGUUCUCUCGUGACGAGGAAACUGGGCAAACCAUCAUCGAAGGUAUGGGAGAGCUCCAUCUUGAGAUUAUUGUCGACCGCAUGAAACGCGAGUUCAAUGUUGAAUGUACCGUCGGUGCCCCACAAGUCUCUUACCGCGAAGCCAUUACCCAAAAAGCCGAGAUUGAUUACACACACAAGAAACAAUCUGGAGGAUCGGGUCAAUACGCUCGUAUCAAGAUCAUCUUCGAACCCAAGGAAUUCAGCGAGGAAGAAGGAUCAAUGGACUUCGAAUUCGCCUCUGAUAUUAAGGGUGGAUCUGUUCCCAAGGAAUACAUCCCUGGUGUCCAAAAGGGUAUCGAAUCUGUCUUGGGACAAGGUGUCAUCGCCGGUUUCCCUGUCCUUGGUAUGAAAGCCACCCUUGUUGAUGGUGCUUACCACGAUGUCGAUUCCAGUGUUAUGGCUUUCGAAAUUGCUGGACGCGCCGCCACCAGAGAAGGAUUGAGAAAGGCCAAGGCCCGUCUUAUGGAACCUCUGAUGCAAGUAGAUGUCACUACUCCUGAAGAAUACAUGGGAGACAUCUUGGGUGACAUCAACUCACGACGUGGACUUGUUGGAGACUUGGGAGAACGUGGAAAUGUCAAGACCAUCAGUGCCCUUGUUCCACUUGCCAAUAUGUUCCAAUACGUUUCUACUUUGCGAUCGAUGAGUAAGGGACGUGCCAAUUAUUCCAUGAAGCUCGCCAACUACGAUUUCGUCCCACCAAAUGUUGAAGAAGAACUCAAGAAGGGUUUCACUCUUGCUGAAGAGGAUUAA